UGUCAUUUGUUUUUUUGGAAAACAUCAACAUAGAGAAAUAAUACGAUUAAUUGAUAAAAUGCCCAAAGUUCGGAGAAGCAAAAAGCCUCCACCUGAAGGUUGGGAACUGAUAGAACCGACUUUAGAUGAAUUAGAACAAAAAAUGAGAGAAGCUGAAACAGAAUCUCACGAAGGAAAACGAAAAAACGAAUCAUUAUGGCCAAUUUUCAAGAUUCAUCACCAAAAAUCAAGAUAUAUAUUCGAUUUAUUUUAUAGACGGAAAGCUAUUAGUAGAGAAUUAUAUGAAUAUUGUUUAAUGGAGAAUAUAGCAGAUAAAAAUUUAAUAGCUAAAUGGAAGAAGCAAGGAUAUGAAAGUCUAUGCUGUCUAAGAUGCAUCCAAACAAGAGAUACCAAUUUUGGAACAAAUUGUAUUUGUCGUGUUCCCAAAUCUAAAUUGGAAGAAGGUAGAAUUGUAGAAUGCGUUCAUUGCGGUUGUAGAGGUUGUUCAGGAUAGAGAACUAAGCGAAAUCUUGGGUAAAAUAUGUUAUUUUAUACAUAGCAGUACAGUUAAAAACAGUCUUUUUCUAGUAACUAAGUAUCCUUAAGUUCUUAUUAACGUAUUGUAUUUGAGUGUAUGUUUAUUCCACUAAUGCUAAUCAUUGUGAAAAUUUUUGAAUAAAACAUACUUUAUCAG
Diorhabda sublineata is the source of this 673-nucleotide messenger RNA. Its product is annotated as protein BUD31 homolog. The coding region runs from base 59 to 493 and encodes 144 amino acids. Gene Ontology annotation, cellular component: spliceosomal complex; nucleus. The transcript has 2 exons. Gene Ontology annotation, biological process: mRNA splicing, via spliceosome. The record is from RefSeq and is a predicted model, not a curated record. NCBI's taxonomy places the organism in Eukaryota, Metazoa, Arthropoda, Insecta, Coleoptera, Chrysomelidae.